Messenger RNA from Anastrepha obliqua, 1466 nucleotides. RefSeq lists its product as uncharacterized. Bases 720 to 1418 code for a protein of 232 amino acids. The transcript is spliced from 2 exons. The record is from RefSeq and is a predicted model, not a curated record. NCBI's taxonomy places the organism in Eukaryota, Metazoa, Arthropoda, Insecta, Diptera, Tephritidae.
GUCGCACCUAAUGUCAAAGCCAUAGAUACAUACAUAUUUAUAUAAUAAGAGUGCAUGGAUUAGGGGGAGCUACUCCAGGCAAGAAGUUGUUGUUCUUAUCUUUAUUGUUGCCCGAAGAGCCUUUAGAGUACUAAUGAAAUACCUACUAUUAUUAUGAAUUGUUAAUUUAAGCUAAUAAAUUAUUGAAUUAAAACAACAAAUUAACAAAAUAUCCAUUCAAUAAAACACCCGAUUCAGGCAAUUUAUAUUAUUAUUUCAAGCACUGAAAAAAUUUACUCUAUACUAUACAUUUUUUUAAGGAAUUAUAUAACAGAAAUAUUUGAUAUUUGCCUAACAGUAUAUACUACGUAUAGCUGCUUUUUCUCUAAUACAUAUGCAUUUGUAUGAAUACUUGAUUCGGUGCAAUAUACCGAUAAAGCAUACUGAAAUAAAACGUCCUUAAUCCAAUUGUUUAGUUGCGCACAUGUGAUUAUUUCCAGACACAAUAUGUUCUCAUCCACAAUUUAACCAAACAUCAUCAAUUUCAUCACUUGUCAAAGGGUUCACCAUAAAUGGAAUAUUUUGUACCUUUAAAUGGGUUCAUCAGAGCCUAAUAUAUAUGUAUGUAUAUAUAUAUAUAUAUGUAAAUACAAUAAACAUGCAUACGAGCAAAUGUGUGUGUGUAGAAACUCAUACGCUUCAUACUCAUCGUCAGCACACACGUACCUUGGUACAUACAUAUGAUAGCCGCUAUCACAACAGUUUCGCAUACAUUUAUGGACAUAUACCCAAUACUUGGUAGCUUGUUGGGCGUUGAUACGAAUGUCACUGCGUCUGGCGCUGCGUUCCCGGGCACAUCAGCUGCUGGUGGUCGUAUCGCCUCCACUUCGGGCAGGAACGAACCGCCGAAUGAUUUGUAUUCGUAUCUGAAUAAUAAUAGCAGCGGAGCAGCAGCUUUGCUUCAGCGCGAAAGCUUCAUGCAGUGCAGGCACUGCAACCGUUAUUAUAAAUCUCAUCAAAAACUGCAAGAGCACGUACGCAAAUAUUGUCUCAAAGAGAAAAAGUACAAGUGCAUAUCAUGCGAGUACCGAUCGCGUCGGAAGGAUCAUGUUCUGCGUCAUGCCAAACGCAAGCACUGCGAGCUGUACGAGGCAUCACGCGACAACGAAGAAAGCCUUUAUGAGAUACGCAAUGAGGAGGAAGGGGACGAACAGUCUAGAUAUGACGAUCAUAUGGUCGACUAUGAUGGUAUAUAUAGUGGUGAUGCUGACGGUGAUGUCGAGGGUGAUGAUGUUAAUGCCAACCCCGUUAGUACAUUGGUUGAUGUUGGGCACUUUAAUUUCGGCCUAAGGAGUAGGGAUCUAACAAUUACAGCUGUACCUAUACUACAUGACAGUGAAGAUGAUGACGAUGAUAACUACGAUGACGAUGACGAAUAAAAUCGUCAGAAUAUAUGGGCAAUAUACUUAAAUAUUAUGAAAGUGGAA